Cicer arietinum (chickpea) is the source of this 5545-nucleotide messenger RNA. RefSeq lists its product as uncharacterized. The record is from RefSeq and is a predicted model, not a curated record. Lineage: Eukaryota; Viridiplantae; Streptophyta; Magnoliopsida; Fabales; Fabaceae. Gene Ontology annotation, cellular component: nucleus; exosome (RNase complex).
UAAAUCAGCAAAACGUAGGAUGACUACUAUUUUGAUGGCGUGGACGAAGAAAGUGUAGUUUUGGACACACGAGUCGUUUCAUUCUCUUUUACCUCAUCCGUCUCCUGUUGCAUAUCCGUGCGUGUUUACCUCUUUUCUGAAAAGAAAAAAAAAACCGUUAUUCUUCUCUUUUCUAGAGAGAGAGACUUAGAGAGGGAGAGGAAAGUAGUGAGACGAUGGAUAACACCAUUGACCUCAGAAUCACCACAACCAUGGCGGCAUCAUCCGAGAAUCACAACCCUCGCCUUCCAACCAAAACCAGAGAAGAAGGCGAACUCUCUUCUUCGGAUGACGGCGAUGAAAAUCCUAAUGGCUCUACAGUGCAAUCCACCCUUGCUGCAGGGUCUGGUUCUGUUCCUUUGGUGCAACAAAGCACCCAAGGGGUUCAAGGUGGAAGCUCCAAUAAUAUACAAACGCGAACAGCCAUACAACCAUUUUCACUGAAGAGCAUAAAAAAGAACCAAUUACCCCCUAAAUCUUCUCCAUGGACUGGUCAUGUAGACAAUGAUAAAAAUCUAGUAAUAAGCUUUUCUGAUGAUGACAGUGGUAGUGACAUUGAAAAUAAAGGUAAUCCUUCCGGGUUGAAAAGAAACGUCAAGCGACCUAUCUCAUCCUUGGGAAAUUCAAACAAGCUACAGUCACAACAAAAUGCUAGAAGUUUGCACAAGGAAAUUCCCAAGAAGUUGUCUAUGAAUCGCACAUUUAUCUCAUCAGUGGCCAAAAUUCCUAGUUCUAAUUCUAAGGGCGCUGGAUCCUGGUCACUGGGACAAGGACCACGAGCUCGAAAUUUGAAUCCAAUGAACAAAACUUUAGCUAGCCGAGAGCGUGACCAAGGAGCAUUAUCAAAUGACAAUAAACUUCAGGAUUUGCGGCAUCAGAUUGCACUUCGGGAAAGUGAACUGAAGUUGAAAGCAGCCCAGCAACAUAAGGAAUCUGCUUUAGUUUUAGGUAAGAAUCAGAAUGCCAUGAACUUGAAGAAUGACACAGGUAGGAAAAAUAUUCCAGUUUCCUCAGGGGCUGCACAAUUGGAGCUGAAAGAACCAGAUAGGAAGCGCAUAAAACUCAACACAUCUCAUGAUACACCUCAAGCUGUUGGUGGGCAGCAAGUUCCCGUUGUAAAAUCUAUAUUACCAUCAAAAGAUUCUUUGUGUGGGAACAUUUAUCCUCAGGAAAGAAACAAGGUUGAUCAUAACCAAAAGGAGAUUCCAUCAUGUAAAGGAGAGUCGAAAGUCAUAUCACAAAGGCAGCCUGACAAUCAUCUUGGCAACUCAUUAGAGAAUAUGCCUUGUAGAAGAGAAGGCGAUGUCAAUUAUGGUUGCUAUCAGGCUGACAAAAGUAGCAGGUUGGUUGACCCUUGUGCAGCUUUCAACCAAAGUUCAGUGCCAGCAAAUAUGCCUUCCAACAGCGUGCCAACUUAUUUAGAAGCAUUAAGCAAUGAUGUUCCUAUGAAUCGUAAUGGCAAUGCAAAUGUCUCAGAGCAUAGCAGCAUUGAUUUACAGUCAGUUUUUGGUAUGGAAGAAUUGAUAGACAAGGAACUGAAGGAAGCUCAAGAGCACAGGCACAGUUGUGAAAUUGAAGAAAGGAAUGCACACAGAGCUUAUCUUAAAGCUCAGAGGUCUUUGCUUGAGGCUAAUGCUCGAUGCAACAAUCUUUAUCGCCAAAGGGAAUUGUAUUCAGCUAAGCUACGAUCUUUGAUUUUGAAUAAUUCCAGCUUUUCUUUGUCUUUAGGACAGCACCAGCAACUUGAUAUAGGUCUAGAUUACUUACCUAAACUUGGAUAUGAAAUACCCACAUCAAGCUGUCUGAGGCAGGCUGAAUAUCAUAUUAAUAAUCCUAGUUUUGAUUCUAAUAAUCAAGGCAUCAAUAAUAGGCAGUCUGAUACUUCCUAUCAUCACACACAUGGAGCAAAUUUAGGUUCUGAACAUUGUGCUGAACCAGAUGCUAGUACAUCUGAGCCAUUGCCUCAAAGGGGUAAUCAUACUGCGGAUGAAGUGUAUUCUCCUACUAAUGAAUCUGACACAUCGGCUAAUGAAAAUGAAGAAAUUUCUCUAUCUGGACACGUUUCUAAUCAUCUUGAUGCUGAAUAUCAUAGAAAACAAGACUCCAAGGCGAAACAAAUGGACAUAGAUACAACAUCAAAUGCAAAUUGUUCCACCGGUAGUCCUCAGGAUUCUUUGCUUCUUGAAGCAGCAUUAAGGUCUGAAUUAUUUGCACGAUUAGGGAAAAGAGCCAUGAAGAGUAAUAAUCCAUGCAACAACAUUGAGACUACUGAACAAGGUGCUGAAAAUGAGGUUGGAAGUGAGAAAAGCCGAGUGCAUCAUGGCUCUGUCCCAUUGUCUAAUGCAGAAAACAAUGAUCUUAGAGGCAUCGAGAGGAAAGAAAGAAACAUCUAUCCGGAUACUCAGAUUCAAAGUCAGCAAAAAAUUGGUGGAAAUUCUUUGAGUGCCAACUGCGGUGCUGGUUCUGGUGAUCAAGGAGAAAUACCUUUUCAAGGUCAUCACUCGACUAAUCCGGUGAACGUUCUGCCUGUGAUUUUUAGGAGUGCAUUUAGUGAGCUGAGAGAAAUGUCAACAUUUAGUUCAGAUCAUUUACCCAAUCAAAAUAAGUCCACUCACGAUAAUGAUGAUCAAAGUCAAAAUGCUACUUGCCUCAGUUCUGAUGAAGCAAAGAAGAACAUGUCGGCAAUCUCAAUGUCUGUCACUGUUGGGAAUUCACUCUCAGAAGAAGGGACUUAUGGAUGGAGUCCUGAAGUUGAUCCGUUUUGGCCGCUUUGCAUGUAUGAGCUGCGAGGAAAAUGCAACAACGACGAGUGUCCUUGGCAGCAUGCUAAGGACUAUGCUGAUGGAAACAUUAAUCAGCAAACUGAUUCUAAUAAUGCAGAUUCUCAAGAUCGAUUGCCGUUGCAUCAGCAAAAUUGUAAUGGUGUGAGAAAAGUUACCAAGUAUCACAAAGCUACUAUUCUGCCGACAUACCUUGUUAGUUUAGAUGUUCUGAAAGCGGAUCAAUUUGCAUAUAAACCUUUAACUGCACAUAGAAUUGCUCAAUACUGGCAGCAGCAUUUCAGUAUCACUUUGGCUACUUUGAAUUUGCUACAAAAUGGUUCAGCUGCAGAUGGUCCAUUUUCACUUGGUGGUGAUGAAUGCAAAGAGGUCCGUGGGGCAUGGAGCAAACAGUUAUCUUUUCAGUGGAGAAAUGGAGUUGGGAAUCAAAUUAAACAGGCUAUGGCUGAUAGUGAGCAAGCUGUUGAGAUGGCUCUUCUUAUUCUUGACCAGGAAAUCAAUAAGUUGCGGGGAGUGCGAAAGGCUCUAUCUGUACUGUCAAAAGCUCUGGAGAUUGAUCCAACAUGUGUGGCUCUCUUGAUAGUUUAUUUGCUCAUUUACUACGGAAGUUUGGGGCCAAAUGAAAAGGAGGACACAUUCUUGUGUGUGGUUAAGCUCUAUGAAGGAUCUUAUGUACUGUGGCUCAUGUACAUCAAUAGUCGUAGAAAGCUUGAUGAUCGAUUAACUGCCUAUGAUUCUGCCCUCUCAGCUCUCUGCCAGCAUGCAUCUGCUGCUUCUGAAGACAGAACGUGUGAAAGUGCAUGCAUCUUAGAUCUGUUUCUGCAAAUGAUGGAUUGUUUAUGCAUGUCGGGGAAUGUUGAGAAGGCAAUACAGCUAACUUAUGGAGUUUUCCCGGCUACAACUAAAUCUGAUGAACCUAAUUUUCUGUCACUCUCAGAUAUACUCAAUUGCUUAACAAUUUCUGACAAAUGUGUGUUAUGGGUUUGUUGUGUUUACUUAGUUAUUUACAGGAAACUGCCUGGUGCUGUUGUUCAGAAGUUUGAAUGUGAGAAAGAUCUCCUUGACAUUGAAUGGCCCUUUGUCAGUUUAUCAGAGGACGAAAAAGAGAGGGCUGUUAAACUUAUGGAAACAGCUGUUGAAUGUAUUAACUGCUAUGCCUAUAAUGAGUCAAUGAAAAAUGAAGUUGAUCUCAAGUAUGCUCAACAUUUUGCUCUCAAUCAUCUCAGAUGCAUGGUUGCUCUUGAUAGCUUAGAAUGCUUAAGAAAUUUGUUGAAUAAAUAUGUUAAGUUAUACCCUUCCUGCAUAGAAUUGGUUCUGGUGUCAGCUCAAAUACAGAAACAAUAUUUUGGUGUUGAUAAUCUGAUGGUAUUUGAGGAUGCAAUUAGUAGAUGGCCAAAAAUAGUUCCUGGAAUCCAGUGCAUUUGGAAUCAGUAUAUUGCAUAUGCCAUCCAUUAUCAAAGAACGGACCUUUCAAAAGAAAUUACAGUCCGGUGGUUCCAGUCUGUAUGGCAAGUGCAGGAUCCUCCAUAUGGUGGGAUGGAUACUGCUGACGAUGGUAGUUCUUGUGGUUUAGUAGGAUUAGGUUCUAAAUUUGUUUCCGACUCAUUGAAUUCUGGUCAUAAACAGAUGGAUGAGAUGUUUGGAUAUCUUAAUCUGUCUGUUUAUUAUUUUUUCCAGAAUGAUAAAACAGAAGCAUGCAAAGCUGUUAAUAAGGCUAGGAAUACUGUCAGUUUUGUGGGUUUAGAGCAAUCUAUAAGAAAAUAUGUAAUGUUUCUGAUUUGUGAUGCAUCAAGCUUUAAUGAGGAUGGUCCUAAAGGUGCCAUCAAGAGAAUAUUGGAAGUAUAUAUGGAUGGUUCCUCCCAGGCAUUUCUGGCCCCUAGGGUACUAACGAGAAAUUUUGUUGACAACAUCAAGAAGCCAAGAGUACAGCAUCUCAUUGGCAACAUAUUAAGGCCAGCUUCAUUUGAUUGUUCUCUACUAAAUUUGAUACUUCAAUCAUGGUUUGAUUCAUCUCUUUUACCCCAAAUUGCGAGUGAUCCAAAGCAUCUGGUGGAUUUUGUGGAAGGCAUUAUGGAGGUAGUUCCUUACAACUUUCAAUUAGCUAUGUCUGUUUGCAAGUUACUGAGCAAGGAUUACAGUUCUUCUGAUCUAAACUCAACCAGUCUAUGGUUUUGGGCGUGUUCAACCCUGGUAAAUGCAAUUAUGAAUGCCAUCCCGAUACCCCCAGAGUUUGUCUGGGUGGAAGCUGCAGAGCUCCUGCACAAUGCUAUGGGCAUUGAAGCAGUAGCCCAGAGGUUUUAUAAAAAGGCACUGUCAGUGUAUCCAUUUUCUAUAAUGUUGUGGAAAUAUUACUAUAAUCUUUUUUUGUCCAUUGGUGAUGCAAACAAUAUUGUUGAAGAAGCAAAAGAAAGGGGUAUUAACCUUUGAUUUGGUAACUGGUUGAAUGUCAGGUGAGUAUCAACAUAAUUCCUUGCUCGUGGAAACACUUAUGGCCAAUUUUGCUUCUAUCACAUGGAGGCCUCAACGCAGGUGAUUUUUUUCUGCUCAAUAAUUGAAUAUUUUCCAGAUUUUGGAAACAGUUCUGAUGACAGAAGUUCCUAGAGUUCAGAGUUAAAGUUGCAUUAAACUUGUACAGGUAAGUAAACUAAACAAACUAGCAAUGUCAGGGUAACUUCUUAGGAAAUAUACAAGUGGGCUGGUGAAAAUUUUGUAUAUCUGAUCUUCCU